AUGAGUGCACUCUGGGGCACGGCCGCCUCGAGCUGGGCGGAGGAUGAAGCGUACCUUGCUGGCUCUGUGCCUCAUGGAGGCGGUCUGCGAUACACCGAGACGGCAGUUCCACGGGAAGUCGCUGCGUUCGUGAAGGGUGGACCAGCGAAUUCCCCUGCCGCUCCGUCCCUUUCUCUCAGUUCUCUUCCUUCUCAGUCAUGCCCGCUUGUCCAUGCGAAACAGACCCCUGCUGCUUGUAAUGAAAACGACGAUACCGCAGGCGCCCGGCCUCUGCCGAGGGCAUUUUCCGUAGCGUCAAACGAGGGGUGUCAGUUGGAGUGCUUGGCAUCUAUUGCCUAUUUGGUGGGCUCACCGAUGCAGCGGAGUCAGCCCACAUUGAUGGAGCCAGUCCAACAGUCCAUGAAACUAGUGCGAGAGCUGCUGCGUCGCGGCGUCGAUCCAGAACAGGUUAUUCGUGUCAUUGAGUCAAGAGAGGAGGUGAGUGGGGGCGGGUAG
Trypanosoma conorhini is the source of this 495-nucleotide messenger RNA. RefSeq lists its product as uncharacterized. The transcript has a single exon. The coding region runs from base 1 to 495 and encodes 164 amino acids. NCBI's taxonomy places the organism in Eukaryota, Euglenozoa, Kinetoplastea, Trypanosomatida, Trypanosomatidae. The record is from RefSeq and is a predicted model, not a curated record.